AUGGCGAAAACAAGAACAAUUCAAGAAGCGAUGAAGAUUAUGACUGGUCCCGGAAUGUAAGCACCACGCUUGCUACGACUGCUCUCCGCAAAGCGACUCCCCUCCAGGAGCUUCGCUCCCCACAUCGAAAGGCGGUCGAGUGCAGCGUCGUCUCUAAGAAUGAGCUGACCACCCGUCACCUCUUGUGUCGAUUCAGGCCAUGGGAAACUGAAGAAAAGACCGUUAAGGGUCGAACCUACCGAGUGUACAAGCAAUUGCCCAGCUCCAUGCGCGAGUUCUGGCUAGCGACCAAAGUAUGUCUCGCCGUCCCUGUGUGACCUCCGUACCGCGCGGUAGUUCGCUGACACCCAUUCGGAUGGCCUUUCCCAACAGACCCCUUUUGGUUCACGCAAAUACAUCGUGUACGAUAACGAGUCGUACACUUACGCCGAGGCGCACACUCGCGUCGCGGCGCUCGCGGCGCUGUUCCACUCGCGCGGCGUUCGAAAGGGGGACCGCGUCGCGAUCUGCGCUCGCAACUUGCCCGAAUUCAUCUUCUCCUUCUGGGCCGCGGCCUCCAUCGGUGCCAUCAUCUCGGCGGUCAACGCGUGGGGGACGUUGGACGUGCUGAUGCACUGUUUCCAGAUGGUCGAGUGCAGAUUGCUCGUGCUUGAUCAAGAGAGGGCCACUCUCUUGGCUGAGCAACAGGAAGAAUUGGCUCGGUUAGGUUGUUCGACCAUCUUGGUGGCUCGACCGAGCAGGAGCUUACCCAAAGGAAUGGAUUCGAUGGAUCAAGCCCUCGCUGGAUGUUCGGACAAGCAGAUGCCCAACGUUUCGAUCGCACCCGAAGACAACGCGACCAUCUACUUUACGUCGGGUACGACCUCGAAACCCAAGGGGGUUCUCGCAACGAAUCGACAAUUUCUCUCGAACCGACUCAACACCAGUGUCGCCGGUGCUCGAGCGACGCUCAUGAAGGGCCUCAGUCUCCCCGUCCCCGAUCCCAACGUUCAGAAAGCCGUCCUGCUCUCGGUCCCCUUGUUCCACGUCAUUGGCGCGCAUUCGUUCCUGUCGCUCAUGACCGCAAUGGGAGGCAAGGUCGUCAUGAUGCACAAGUACAGUGCCGAAAAGGCGUCCGAGUUGAUCGUUCGUGAACGCGUGACCCUCGCCGGUGGAGUUCCUCACAUGGUCCUCGAGAUUGUCGACCGUCUUUCGAAACAGAGCCACGCCCUCGAAGCCCUCAGUUUCGGUGGGGGGCCCGCGAGCUCGAGGUUGCCCGAGAUGGUCAAGAAAUCGAUCGGUGAAGUUCCGGCGGGUCAAGGGUUCGGAUUGACGGAAACGAAUUCGGUCGCCACUUCUGUCGCGGGGGAAGAAUACGUGAAACGACCAACGUCAUGUGGUCUACCGACUCCGGUGACGAGGUUGAAGAUUAUUGACCCUGCGACGUACGAGGAAUUGCCGACCGGCAAGACGGGUGAGAUUUGCAUCCAUGGACCGAAUAUCGCCGAAGGGUAUUAUAGAAAUGAGAAGGCGACCAAGGAGGCGUUUACGGAGGAUGGGUGGUUCAAAAGUGGGGAUAUGGGGCAUGUCGAUGAGGAAGGGUUUUUGUACAUUUCGGACCGGGCCAAGGACAUUGUGAGUCCCCGCGAGAGAGGGAAGCGAUCUCUCAAGUGCCGAUGUGAUGGCUGACCGCUGUGGCCUCGCGACAGAUUAUCCGAGGAGGAGAAAACAUCGCCUCGAUCCACGUUGAGAAUGCGCUCUAUUCCGACGAUCGAGUCAAGGAUGCUGCAGUCGUUGCAGUCCCACACGAGAAACUCGGCGAAGCCGUCGCGGCCGUUGUCGUCCUGCACUUCAAACACCGAGGUCAGGUCGACGAAGCCGCACUAAGAAAAGUCGUCGGCGCAAAAUUGCCUAAGCAUUGCGUACCGGAGAUGAUUCUGUUUUGGGAGGACAUGCCGAGAAACGCGACGGGCAAAACGCUCAAGACGGAGUUGAAACCCAAGCUGAAGGUCGAGUGGGAGAAGCGACAGGCCAAGGGACAAAUGGCCAAAUUGUAG
Molecule: messenger RNA, 2036 nt
Organism: Microbotryum saponariae
Lineage: Eukaryota; Fungi; Basidiomycota; Microbotryomycetes; Microbotryales; Microbotryaceae
Source: the annotation of a GenBank genome assembly